AUGAAGCUCAAAGUGCACAUCAUCGAAGCACGCAACCUUCCACCAACUGAUCCCAAUGGCCUAAGUGAUCCCUACGUGAAGCUGCAGCUCGGGAAGUACAGAUGGAAGAGCAGGGUGAUUAAAAAGUGCCUGAACCCCCUCUGGGACGAAGAAUUCAGCUUCCGUGUUGAUGAUCUGAGCGAGGAGCUUACUUUGUCUGUGAUGGAUGAGGAUAAGUACUUCAACGAUGACUUUGUGGGGCAGAUCAAGGUUCCCAUGUCGGCAGUCCUGGAUGCAGAGAACAAGACAUUGGGGCCUACUUGGUAUUCUCUACAGCCUAAGAACAUCAAGAAGCCCAAGUACAAAGAUUGUGGUAAAGCUGCCAGCAGACUGCUAUGAUUAUCUGUUUACACCUAUUUGAACCGACCAAAGAAUGUGCUUGUUGGGCCUUUGUUUCUGAAGAAUGUCUACUGCCUUAAGCAGCUUCUUUUGGUUUUUCGCAUUUUGUUGGCCGAGAGGUUGCUGGAGUUUGCAGGUUUUGCAUAAAAAUCAUGUCCGCCGCAAUUCUAGUUUUCUUUCGAAGCAUUCAGUUUUCUGUCAAAACUGAAAUGAACCUAUUUUUUUCCACUGGCAGAUAUUGCCAGUGUUGGUUCAUGCCAUGGGCAUUUUCAAGCACCAGCUUGGCUUUUUGGUUUGAUCCUUCAAUUAGUCGUUUCAAUGUUGAUCCUUCAACAUGCCCUUGGUCCUUCAGUGCACAAGGCUUUGUUUUUUGUUUAUUUUUGGUUUUGAAUUAAAAUUCCUCUCGUGAUUGUGAAAAGAAUAUGGAAUUUUGAAAUCAAUGCAUUUUAAAAAACUUCUAAAGUUUUCUUCUUUCACAAUUUCACUUUCACUCACAUCCUACCCAUAGUGUGAGUUUUCCAAUUAAAGUUGAUUUUUCAACAGUUGUGUCAUGCAAUUAAAGACAGCAGCUUUGAUUCUCAUUAAAUUAUUUGUCGAAUUAGCUCUAUUGUGACCAUGCACUCGAUCAAUUAAUCUUUUGUGGAUCUCCAUUGUCUUUUAAGUUUGUAAAGAGAAAAAUCAUCCGCCUGCUUUUCUCAUGGAUAUGCAGUUCGUAAUAUGAUAGACCUUAUGCUUCGAUAUUGACCAUUUUAUUUCCCAUCUUGGCUUGCAGGGGAAAUUCUUCUCAGAAUCUGCUUAUCUCAGAACAGUUCCCCAGACGAUGGCGUCAGGCUGUCAUUCUCUGAUGCCAGUGGAGCAUCUCUUGUGCACAUGUCAGGUGAGCUUGCAAGGGAUUCAAAGUCUUCAUCUUCCGAUAUGUCUGGAAAAUACUCAGAAGUACCUGGAGUAGAGGGUUCUGGAUCAUUCAACGAAGAAAAUUCAAUGGCACCUAGUAUUUUCAAUCGUAUUUAUCAGAUCUUUACCUGGGGAUAUCCAGAAGUUGUACCAAGUAAAGAACCUGAUUCAUCUACUCAGGCUGUGAUACCGGUUGAUCCUGAAACCUGUGGAAGCCAACCUGUGGAGAAUGCAUGUGAGAAUGCAUCCCCCGAUGUCUCCUUUGAUGAGCUGAUGACAAAGUUGAUUGCAAAAGAUCUAGGGAAGGAAAUGCCUAAUAACCUUUCAGGAGGAGUUCUUCUUGAUCAAGCUUACGUGGUUGCUCCAGCUGUCCUGAACACCCUUCUGUUUUCACCUGACUCUAAUUUCAUCCCAUCUCUGGCAGAGAUUCAGGGUACCACUGGAAUGCAACUGGGGCCCUGGAGAUUAGACGAAGGUGGAGAUAGCUUGAAAAGGGAAGUUACCUAUACCAAGGCAGCUACUAGACUAAUUAAGGCUGUUAAAGCUACAGAAGAGCAUACAUAUUUGAAGGCUGAUGGUAAAUCAUAUGCAGUUUUAAUGAGUGUGAGCACCCCAGAUGUUCCAUGUGGAAGUUAUUUCAGGACAGAGCUUCUGUAUUGUAUAAUGCCUGGACCCGAAUUGCGUUUGGAAGACCAGUCAUCUCGAUUGGUCAUAUCCUGGCGCAUGAAUUUUCUGCAGAGUACAAUAAUGAAGGGUAUGAUCGAAAAUGGAGCCAAGCAAGGCCUUGGAGACAGCUAUGUGCAGUUUGCCAAUCUGCUGUCUCAGAGUGUUAAACCGGUUGAUUCAAAAGACCUGAAUUCUGGCAAAGAACAGAUCUUGGCUUCGCUGAUUGUGGAGCGGGAGUCCAGCUUCAGGCUGGCCCUCCGGUUUCUUGGGAAUUUCACAGUUUUGUCAUCUGUGUUUGGGAUACUUUACGUCCUUGCGCACAUCUUAUUGGCCAAUCCCAGCACGAUACAGGGUCUUGAAUUCAGCAGUCUGGAUCUGCCAGACUCCAUUGGGGAGAUCAUUGUUUCUGGGGUUAUUGUUCUUCAAGGCGAACGUGUCUUAAGGAUGAUAGGGCGCUUCUUGCAGGCCAGGAAACAACGAGGUAUUUAUUCUGGCUUAUUAAUACGAUUCUGACCUCCUCUUUGUGGUUUAUUUUCUGUAAAGUUUGUUUUCCCCUUGGUUUUGAAACCACUCUCUGGUCACUUAUGUUUUCAAGGUAGAACAUCCUCAUAGUCGUAUUAACCUAUACAUAGGGGUAGUAUUGAAUGCAUUUGUUUGAAUUUAAUUAGAGGAGACAAAGCGCACAUUCCUUUGUAAAAAAUAUUUUUUCAUCUGGUUCAUUUCCACAGUUUGUCCUCCGUUUUUUUUCUCUGCGCAUUGAAGUAUAAUUCUACAUUUUGGAGAAUGUAACUGCUUUUUCUUCAUCAUGUAUCUACCACAGGUAGCGACCAUGGAGUGAAAGCACAAGGAGAUGGCUGGAUGUUGACUGUUGCCCUGAUUGAAGGCAUCAGUUUAGCAACUGUCAACUCGGCUGAAUUUUCUGACCCCUACGUGGUCUUCACCUGCAAUGGGAAAACAAAAACAAGUUCCAUCAAGUUUCAAACGCCAGAGCCACACUGGAAUGGUAUGCAGCGCCAGUUUGCCCAUCUCUGAUUUCUGUAUCAUGAUUUGAUCAGGGUCUGACGUUUUGAAAUUACAGAAAUUUUCGAGUUUGAUGCAAUGGAUGAUCCUCCAUCUACAAUGGACGUGGAUGUGUUUUCUUUCGAUGGCCCUUUCGAUGAAGCUAUCUCUCUUGGGCACGCAGAAAUCAGCUUCUUAAGAUCAGAUCUUUCAGAUCUAGCAGAUAUAUGGGUACCCCUUCAGGGUAAGCUCGCGCAGGCAUACCAGUCCAGGUUGCAUCUCAGGAUCUUUCUGCAGAAUACACGGGGGACGGAAGUUGCCAAGGAGUACAUCACAAAGAUGGAGAAAGAGGUUGGAAAAAAGGUGAAGCUUUUUUCCUGAUGGGUCGAUUUCCAAAUAUCCCUAUAUAUCUAUCAUGUUCUAAUCUUCCUCUGUAAAUUUUAUGAUUGCAUUUGUAGAUAAGUCUGAGGUCACCACAGUCCAACUUUGCAUUCCAGAAGCUGUUUGGACUUCCAUCGGAGGAGUUUCUCAUCAAUGAUUUCACUUGUUACUUGAAGCGCAGAAUGCCUUUGCAGGUGAGUGUUCUAUCCACGAAGAAAACGCUUCUUGCUUGUAGGGUCCCAUCACGACUGAUGAAGAACUAGCUUAUCUUCCUCUUUUUUACUAUUUUGUUGGAUUGGAUUGAUUCAUACUUUUAUUUGCAGGGUCGCCUCUUUCUGUCACGAAGGAUAAUCGGGUUUCAUGCAAAUCUUUUUGGCCAUAAAACCAAGUUCUAUUUUCUUUGGGAGGAUGUUGAAGAUAUCCAAGUUAUUCCUCCGUCCAUCUCAUCAGUGGGCAGCCCAUCUUUGAUGAUUAUUCUCCGUCGAGGAAGGGGCGUGGAUGCAAGGCACGGGGCGAAAAUCCAAGAUAAUGAAGGAAGACUGAAGUUUCUUUUCCAAUCUUUCGUGUCAUUUCAUGUGGCCAACAGGUAUAAAGUCAACGGCUUUCAAGAUCUCCUUUGAAUGGUGGAAGGCAUCCUUCAUGUUUAUGGAUUCAAUCUAUGUUUACUCUCUCUCUCCAAGGCAUAUCUUCGUCUCAUCUCUCUCAUUCCAUUUAGAUGCCUCAUGUUCGACAGCAAUAACUUCAAGGUCAAUUACGUCGUAGGCCACUAGCUAUUUUCUCCCCCCAUAUGUCCAGUGGAUCGUUAAAAAAACAGUGCGACAGUUCCUUUUUUUUUUUUCUGUCUGUCUUGAGAACUACCUCUAGAAGUUCAAGCUUCAAGCGACAAUAUCUACUAAUUGAUAUCUUGAAUGACCAACAGGACAAUCAUGGCGCUGUGGAAGGCUAAAUCAUUACUGAACCCUGAGCAGAAGUUUCAAGCUUUGGAGCCGGAAUCCGAAUCAAAAAGCCAUCAAAUCGAAGGGUCUGGUCCUUCUGUAGGCGCAGGAGAUGCCCAAAUGCAAGAGGUGUUCUCCUCCUCUCACCCUAUUCCGGUGAGGCCCUUCUCCUCCACUUGAGAUAUCCUGCUCGGCCCUCUGGAAACCAUCUUAAUUUCUUGGUGUCCUUCUCAGAUGAGCUUCAUGAUGGAGCAAUUCAACGGAGGGGCUCUGGAGAGCAAGAUCAUGGCAAAAGUGGGCUGCGUGGACUAUUCAGCAUCUCCCUGGUCAAGGGAGCCAGCUGAGGCCGAUGUGUCUAUGAGGGAAAUCAGCUUCAAGUUCGACAAGCAAAUAUCCCAUUAUGGAGGGGCGAUCACAAGCAUUCAGCAGAGAUCUCCCCUCCCCGACAAGAAUGGGUGGCUUGUCGAAGAGUCCAUGAAGAUCCGCGGGGUCUCCCUCGGCGACUACUUCAAUGUACGUGUGCACCUUCCUUUUCAUGAAUCCAUGGCAAUUAUCACAUAUUCAUCAUUAUUAUUGCUACUAUGAUAAGAUACAAUCGGACCAACCCACCCACUAGAACAGUGAAGGAGGUUCUGGAGAUUUGAAGGUAGGCAUCACACUGAUGGGAUCAUCUGGGCUUCUUGAUGUCUGACCAUGAUGAAAUUCUGGAUGUGAUGAAUGAUCAUCCAUAUGAUUUUAUGGAAACAAAUUCUGGGUACUCCCGUUGACCUUAUGGAUGAGCUUCUAGCUGUUUUCCUGAUUAGGAAAUCCCAGAUUUAUUUAUUUUUUUGGAGAUUUGAAGGUAGGCAUCGUACUGAUGGGAUCCUCUGGGCUUCUUGAUGUCUGACCAUGAUGAAAUCCUGGAUGUGAUGAAUGAUCAUCCAUAUGCUUUUAUGGAAACAAAUUGUGGGUACUCCCGUUGACCUUAUGGAUGAGCUUCUGCCUGUUUUCCUAAUGAGGAAAUCCCAGAUGUUUUUCUGUUUCUGUGCAAACAAUUUAAUGAGAAAAAUUUGGUCUUGUGCAGCUUCAUCUGAGGUACAUUAUUGAUGCUGCUCCUUCAAAACCGAACGCCUGCAAUGUCCAGGUCUUCAUGGGCAUCUCAUGGCUGAAGAGCACCAAGCAUCAGAAGCGGAUAUCUGGCAACGUCUUCUCCACCCUCUCAGUCCACAUCAAGGAGAUGCUCAGAUUCCUAGAGAGGGAGUUCGCCGCCACUGCAAAAUAG
Molecule: messenger RNA, 5514 nt
Organism: Spirodela intermedia
Lineage: Eukaryota; Viridiplantae; Streptophyta; Magnoliopsida; Alismatales; Araceae
Source: the annotation of a GenBank genome assembly